This is a messenger RNA of Dothidotthia symphoricarpi CBS 119687, 2325 nucleotides long. RefSeq lists its product as uncharacterized. The transcript is spliced from 2 exons. The record is from RefSeq and is a predicted model, not a curated record. NCBI's taxonomy places the organism in Eukaryota, Fungi, Ascomycota, Dothideomycetes, Pleosporales, Dothidotthiaceae. Bases 321 to 2198 code for a protein of 625 amino acids.
ACCAUUAUCCACGAAAAUUGGUUCCCAACUGAAUCUCAUCAGUCGGCGAUAGGUUACCCAAGAUGAGGCACGUUAUCAAUCGUCAUGAUAUUGUGGUUGAGAUCGAUUUUGUGGUAAUUCGGGUGGUUUGUAAAUCUCCUCUACUCUAGAUUUCCCUUCGAUUCUUCUCCUCCUUGAACAUUUAUUGUCUUCGUUCUUCUUUCAUUCCUUCUCUUCCUGUGUUGCUAUAUGGGAUCUUGGUAUGCGCCAAGGCUUCUAAGAUAGAUUGAACACAUUUUUAGGAUCCUUCUCUCCGUCCCUAGUCCAAUCUCUGGAACAGCAUGGGCUUGCUUCAACUUAUAAGCAGAAUGUUAUUUCGACGGCAAAGCACUACCCAACAGGAGGCAGUACCUCCAUCAGGUCGGAUUGCAUUCGAUCUGAUUAAUUACGACAUUCUCGACGUUGUGAUGCAUCACGUCUACCUUGAUCAUCGCUCAGACUUACUACAAAUCUGUCAGGUAUCCAAGCGUUUGUACAUGGCCAGCAUUCCCUGGAUUUACAGAAACAUUCACAUCGAUAUCUCCGAUGAAUCUUCUCCAGCUUUUCUGGCACGUAUCGCAAAGGAUAGUUCUGGAAUUGCUACGUUUGUGCAGACGUUGGAGUUGAAGGGGUGCGCCGAUGCACCCCCAAAUGCUUGGGCUCCAUUACCAAAGUACGUACGCCAGCUGACGGGUCUUCGGAAGUUUAUUUGGAAUGGUUUUGCAAAUAUACCUCAACCUUUACUGGAUGCCCUGCUUCUCUAUCCGAGAGUCACACUUGAGAUCAGGGGGGCUCAGAUCUAUUACAAACGAAUCGGAGAUGAGUUCGCACCCUCGAUAAACAUCUUCAACGGUCUGGCCCUAUUACAGCUCACACACUUCGUAUUCCGACCUCCAACCGUGGAUCACCUGUUCAGAAACUUCAAGAGGGAUCUUUUGUAUCUUCUCGCGAAGGCUCCGGCAUUGAGGGAAUUGGAAAUCUACCGUGGACCAAUUGAGGAAGGGUUCCGAGUGUUCCCUCAAAUGCUAAAUCAUGUUGCCUUCAAAAGGAACCUACUUCCACAACUGCAUGCGCUGAGGCUGCUCACUUGGAGUAUUAUUUUCACUGAUGCAGAACUUACCGCAUGGGGUAACAUGGGUGGUUGGACGAACCUGAGACGCCUUGUUUGCCCCCAUCCUUCCAACCUCUUGAGCUUCCUAUACAAGAGCCCAGUCUUGAGUCAUCUAGACCUCCUCAUGUACACAAGCGAGAGUAUGAAAGAACUUGAAGAACGCCUCGAAGAAUGCAGCGGUAAUCCGUUCGGACCGAUUCAGAUCAUGAGAUAUCUACACCUUCUCACGACCGAAAGCACACCAGAAGAACUGGAGCAUGUCAUACCUUGGUGCGUCAUCCGGAAGAUUGCAGACACCCUCGUUCACUUUGAAUGUGGUGACACAUCCCUACGGACCUUAGCACCACGUCCCGCAGCACCAACAAAAAACGAUCUCUCGAGGCUGAGGUCGAUGUGCCCAGAUCUGAAGGAUCUUUCUCUAGACCUUAUCGUCGAUGGUCCCAGCUGGCCGCAUGAUCUUCUCGCCGAGCUCUGUCAAUUUCGUCAGCUAGCAAGAUUAGCGCUAUGGCUUCACGAGCCGUUACUCGACACACCUUUUCUCCAAGGUCUGACCAUCACUAUUCUUGGCAUCCCUGAAAGUGCCGGUCUGUUCGAUUCUCUGACACCUCCAAUAUCACCUAUCCUUGCCACGAAAGAGAACUACAACCAUGUUGUCGGAGUAAUGAUAGCUACACGUCGAGCCUACGGUUUGCCAGUCACUCAAAGGUUCCGAGCUUCUUUCAAGCGAGUCCGCGAACUCUAUGAACGCGAACCUGCGGAACACUGGCCUAUUCCGGACUACGUGUACGAUACCGGUUUGACGGGUCAGGUUACCAUCAACGCGCUCUACAUUCGGUAUCAAAAGGACUAUGCAGAGAGACGCGCCCGCGAGCUGUAUACUCGCAUGACAUGUGAUGAGCUCAUAGACCUGCUGAAGAUAGUGAAUCAGUCGAUACUAGUGACCCGUGUGUCGAGCCCAUUGACAUUGGACGAGGACAGAAUCCUUAUAUUGGACGAGAUCCUACGCAGAGGCAAGAGGCUUCGAGGUAUCACGUACAACACCUUGUAUGAUCGGUUGAUAGAUGAGUAGGUUAGCCAGACAUUGAGGGACGAGCUUUGGGGAUGGGGGGAGAAACUUGUCCCAGAGCUCGACGCGAAGCUCAUUCGCUACAGAAAUCCGCCCAAACCAUCUAUGAGAUAUACGAGUUUUAUUCGGG